Staurois parvus is the source of this 369-nucleotide messenger RNA. The record is from the annotation of a GenBank genome assembly. NCBI's taxonomy places the organism in Eukaryota, Metazoa, Chordata, Amphibia, Anura, Ranidae.
UCCGCCCACUGACAACGAUGGGCUCUAUUCCUCCCACUGACACCAAUGAUGGGGCACGAUUCCUCCCACUGACACUAAUGAUGGGACACUAUUCAUCCCACUGACACCACUGAUGGGGCACUAUUUCUCACACUGACACCAAUGAUAAGGCACUAUUCCUCCCACUGACACCAAUGAUGUGGGAAUAAUCGUGCCCCAUCAUUGGUGUCAGUGGGAGGAAUGGUGCCCCAUCAUUGGUGUCAGUGGGAGGAAUGGUGCCCCAUCAUUGGUGUCAGUGGGAGGAAUGGUGCCCCAUCAUUGGUGUCAGUGGGAGGAAUGGUGCCCCAUCAUUCGUGUCAGGGGGAGGAAUGGUGCCCCAUCAUUCGUGUC